Molecule: messenger RNA, 1206 nt
Organism: Rhodotorula toruloides NP11
Lineage: Eukaryota; Fungi; Basidiomycota; Microbotryomycetes; Sporidiobolales; Sporidiobolaceae
Product: GDSL family lipase, carbohydrate esterase family 16 protein
Exons: 7
Coding region: 1-1206 (401 amino acids)
Molecular function (GO): hydrolase activity, acting on ester bonds
Source: RefSeq, a predicted model, not a curated record
AUGGCCCACACACAGGCCAGCUCCGCCUCACCCACACUCGCUUUCCUCACGCUCGUUCUCUCCCUCCUCUCGCUCGCGCGCACCGUUCGAAGCGCUCUUCCACCUCUCGGCGACAUCAACACUCUCUUCGUCCUGGGCGACAGCUACUCUGCGACCGGCUUCAACCCGUCAAAGGGCUACGACCAAUGGGCCCAGUCACCCGACACAUUCGGCAGCGGCCGCUCAUGGUCGAUGUUCAUCGCGAACUCGACCCGCGUUCCUUCUGCCCUCUACGACCGCACCUUCUCGCUCGCCGAGGGCGGCACGCCUCUCUCACCUGACCGAAGCUGGCCAAACUUUCCGAAGGACGGCGUCAAGGCAGAGGUCGAUCGGUUUGCGGAGUACUUCGUGAACGCUUCGACUGAGGGGAAGGGCGCAAGGCCGGUUUGGACCGGCGACAGGACGUUGUUCGUAAUCUGGUUCGGCGUCAACGACUUUGAGAUCGCCGGCAAGAUGGGCAAUCUCGCACUGCCGGUCACCGACGGGACUUUCGACCGAUUGCGAGAGCAGGUGACGCGUCUGUACGACCUCGGAGCCCGCAACUUCCUCUUCCCGACCCUCUCCCAAUUCCACCGUACGCCGACCAUUCGCGCGCAGUCGACGCCCGACUUCGACGCUCCCUCUGAAUACGAGGCUGUUUACUUGCGCUGGAAUGCGAAGCUGAAGGAGACGGUGGCCGAUUUCCCGCUCACCUUGCCGGACGCCAACGUCCAGGUGUGGGACGCCUGGUCAUGGUUCGGUCAGAUGCUGGACAACGCCGAGGCUUUUGGCUUCAAGAACUCGUCAACCUGGUGCUCGGCGUACUCGCACCUCAAGUGGAACUACGCCGACGUUCCCGACCAAGACAAGCCUGAGUGCGGCCUGAGCGAAUACUUCUGGACGGAUGCCGCUCAUCCGACCUACGCUGUGCACGAGUACCUCGCCGACUCGUUGAUCGAGACCCUCAGCAACCCACAAGACACGCUCGUCAUCGAGUUCAACCCGAUGCGACUGCUCAACCCGGAGAAGCGACUCAGUCGACGCAUGUCCGCCCUCAGCCUUCGCGACGGCACCUCUCCCUCGCACCACCAACACCUUCCUCGCCAUUCUCGCCGUAUGCGCCGUGUUCCGAAGCGCUGGGACGUCUCCUGGACGGCGGUCGACCCCGACACCGUUGGAGAGGCCUGA